Bicyclus anynana (squinting bush brown) is the source of this 1091-nucleotide messenger RNA. RefSeq lists its product as uncharacterized. The transcript is spliced from 9 exons. Bases 309 to 1091 code for a protein of 260 amino acids. Lineage: Eukaryota; Metazoa; Arthropoda; Insecta; Lepidoptera; Nymphalidae. The record is from RefSeq and is a predicted model, not a curated record. Gene Ontology annotation, molecular function: odorant binding.
CAUCAAAAUAGCUUUGCAUUGUUAAAAAUGAGGAGUAUUCGAUGAUGAGAUACCUACUGUUAGUUAAUUAUGUAGCAGGCACCUACCAGUGGUAAAUCGUUAUUGCCCCCUACAUUAUUAAGCUUAACUAACGUUGAUUGCAGUAUCGCAAAACGUUUUAAUUCCCAUAUGAUUAAACGAAUUAAAUUAGGGGUUUACAUCUAAUAGGUGGGUGAUUCGAAAAUUUUAGACUUUAAAUUAAUUGUCAAAGCAGCAGAAACGUUUAGUUUCAAAUUGUAUUUCAAAACACGUUGAAUUUUUGUUUCAAAAUGUAUCGUUUACGUGGUAUAAGUUUGUGUGUGUUUUUUAUAAUGAACAUCCAUUUUUCACAUGAGAUGUCGAGGGAACAAGUGAAGAAAACCAUGACGCUUGUGAAAAAUCAGUGCAUGCCCAAAAAUGGUGUUACUAAUGACGAUGUUGGUGAGAUCGAGCAAGGUGUUUUCAUUGAAGAACAUAAUGUGAUGUGCUAUAUUUCAUGCAUUUUCAAAAGUAUUCAAGUCGUCAGGAAUAACAGACUGGACAAAGAUUUAAUAAACAGACAAAUAGACGUCCUCUAUCCUAAAGACAUAAAAGAUGCAGUCAAGACAUCCGUUUCGAAGUGCUUCCCUGUGCAAGACUUAUAUGAAGAUCCUUGCGAGGGAAUUUUCUACGCUACAAGAUGUCUGUACGCUGAUAAUCCAGCGAAUAUGACUAGACAACAAUUAAAAAAUUCAUCAAAAAUGUUAAAAAAGAGUUGCAUGGGUAAAAACGACGUAACUGAAGAUUUAGUUGGCGAUAUCGAAAAGGGGAAGUUUAUAGAAGAAAGAAAUGUGAUGUGCUACAUUGCAUGCAUAUAUCAAAUGUCCCAAAUAAUAAAAAAUAAUAAACUUAAUUACGAGGCUUCAGUGAAGCAGGUGGAUAUGAUGUUUCCACCUGAAAUGAAGGACGCCAUGAAAGCUUCAAUUGAAAAAUGUAAAGAUAUUUCCAAAAAAUACAAAGACAUUUGUGAAGCAUCGUACUGGACCGCGAAGUGCAUUUACGAAGACAAUCCGAAGAAUUUUAUAUUUGCAUAA